Drosophila serrata is the source of this 381-nucleotide messenger RNA. RefSeq lists its product as uncharacterized. The record is from RefSeq and is a predicted model, not a curated record. Lineage: Eukaryota; Metazoa; Arthropoda; Insecta; Diptera; Drosophilidae.
AUGGCUGCCAAAAUCCUUACGACUCUGCUGAUCCUUUGCAUGGUCUUCGUGGAAAACUCGCAGUGCACUUGUCCCAAUAGUGUUUGCGAAGUGGUUGUCAACACGAGUCCUCAAUGCGUUAACAAGGAUAUCAGAGGGCAGUGCGUCUGCGAUUUUACCUGCACGAAAUGGUCAAGGCCCUGCAAUUGGGUGCUUACUUGUCCCGAGGAGAUCCAGAACAUUAACCAGAAUUAUCGCAAGGACAAGAAUAAGCUAUUUAUUUUCAGAUUGCCCAAUCGAAGCCACAGGGAGUGCAUGGAGAUCAAUCAUAGAUCAAGAAAUGGAGACAACUGCUGCGAGCAGUUCUGUCGUGGUGAUAUCACUGUUGAUGCUUGCUUUUAA